AACUAAAUAGAUUAAUAUUUAUAAUAUAAAAAAAGAAAAUAAUAAUGAACGAUUUUACUUCUUGGUAUAAAUCACAACCUUUUUUCACAAGAACUAUGUUUACAGGACUUGUCGCUACAACAGUUUUAGGAUCAUUUGAAAUAUUUAGUCCGAUGUAUUUAGCAUUAAUACCUGAUAAUUUGCUGAAACUAUAGAUAUGGAGAUUAAUUUCAAAUUUCUUUUUUAUGGGUUUAUUUAGUCCUAAUAUUAUAUGGACAAUAUUCUUUUUGCAUUUUUCAUUCAGUAGGCUAGAAUCUUUAUUUAGACCUUAAUAAUUAGCAGAUUUACUAUGGCUUGUAUUAUUUAAUAUGCUAGUUUUAGAUAUAAUUGGAUUAAUAUUAGGAUAUAAUUUUCUUUUAUAAAGUUUAAUGAUAUCAUUUAUUUAUAUUUGGAGCAAAAAAAAACCUUUUGAAGAAGUGUAUUUUUUAUUUGGUUUAAAAGUUAAAAGUGCAUAUUUUUGUUUUGUUUUAAUUGGAUUUCAUUUAAUUACCGGAAAACAGAUAUUUUAAGAUCUUUUUGGAGUUGCAGUAGGACAUUUAUACAUAAUUUUAAAAGACAUUUUACCAUCAAAAAAUUACAAAGAUUAUUUAUAAACACCUGAAUUUUUGUAAAUAAAAUAUAAUCAAUUUAUUUAUUUAUUAAAUAAUUUAAAUAAUAGCAAAAGGAUUGUUUUUAAAUAUAUUUUAGGGAAUACAAAAAUAAUUGGUGGAGUUUUUGGUAAUGUUGAAUAACAAUAAUAGUAACAAUAAUAGAAUCAAUGGAGACAAUUUGCAGGUAGACAUGUCAGAAUAGGAGGAGAAGAAAGAAGAAACUAAUGAAAAAGAAAGUACUGAAGUUUAUAAAAUAAAAAAUAUUAUUAAUAUAAAAAUAUAUAUAAUAAUAAUAUUUCUUAUAUAUAAAAUAUAUAAUCAAUAUAAAUAAAUAAAAUCAUUAUUAU
Ichthyophthirius multifiliis is the source of this 976-nucleotide messenger RNA. RefSeq lists its product as hypothetical. Gene Ontology annotation, molecular function: misfolded protein binding; ubiquitin-specific protease binding. The transcript is spliced from 4 exons. Gene Ontology annotation, cellular component: endoplasmic reticulum membrane; Hrd1p ubiquitin ligase ERAD-L complex. NCBI's taxonomy places the organism in Eukaryota, Ciliophora, Oligohymenophorea, Hymenostomatida. Gene Ontology annotation, biological process: endoplasmic reticulum unfolded protein response. The record is from RefSeq and is a predicted model, not a curated record.